Molecule: messenger RNA, 1858 nt
Organism: Rhodamnia argentea
Lineage: Eukaryota; Viridiplantae; Streptophyta; Magnoliopsida; Myrtales; Myrtaceae
Product: F-box/kelch-repeat protein At1g22040
Molecular function (GO): protein binding
Source: RefSeq, a predicted model, not a curated record
UUAUUAUCAAUGCGAUUAGUUUUCCCUCUGUUCCAACCCCCACAAAACCCUCUCUCUCUCUCUCUCUCUCUCUCUCUCUGUGUGAUGAUGAUGAUGGUGAUACUGAGCUCGUUCGUGCGUGUCCGCGGUAGGUGAAUUCCGUUCAAAUCCACCGAUUCCUCGCUGAUCGUCUCCUUCUCCGUCGCUGCACAGUUUGGGGGAGAUCAACACAGCUUUUGAUGAUCUGAAUCAUCUCUACUCUGAGUACUGAUGGGGGCUAUUCUGAGCUUGAAUGGUUCCAGAUGCAGAGCGAGGGAGACCUAUGAGAUUGCGCCGGGUGAGAUUUGCAAGAGGCAGAAGGUGUCAUCAAGCUCGUUUGAGGAUGAUACGAGGUUGAUACCCAGCCUUCCGGACGAGAUAUCAUUUCAGAUUCUGGCCAGACUUCCUAGAACCUGCUAUUUGAAAGUAAAGUCAGUGUCACGAUCUUGGAAAAAUGCGAUUACAAGUGCUGAACUCUUCAGUUUGAGGAAGGAGCUCGGAACAUCUGAGGAAUGGCUCUAUAUUUUGACCAAAGUGGAUGAGGAUAAGCUUUUGUGGCAUGCUUUGGAUCCUUCAUCAAUGAGAUGGCAAAGAUUGCCCCCAAUGCCUAUGGUUUCAUUCGAAGAUGAAUCGAGGAAAGGCCUUGGGAGCUUACGGAUGUGGAACGUUAUGGGUUCAAGUAUUAGAAUUGCAGAUGUCAUCAGGGGCUGGCUUGGGAGAAAAGACGGACUAGAUCGGAUGGCUUUUUGUGGAUGUGCAGUUGGGGCUGUUAAUGGAUGCCUCUAUGUGAUCGGUGGCUUUUCUAGAGCCUCGGCCUUGACUAGCGUUUGGCGAUAUGAUCCCACUCUAAAUACGUGGAGUGAAGCAAGUCCCAUGUCCAUUGGUAGAGCUUAUUGUAAGACAGGCAUAUUGAACAAUAAGCUUUAUGUUGUUGGUGGGGUCACUCGUGGUCGUGGUGGUUUGACCCCACUUCAAUCAGCAGAAGUGUAUGACCCCCUCACUGGUUUAUGGUCCCAAAUACCAAGCAUGCCUUUUGCCAAAGCUCAGGUGCUUCCUACUGCAUUCCUUGCUGAUCUACUUAAGCCUAUUGCCACUGGAAUGACUUCAUACAGGGGAAGGUUGCUGGUGCCUCAAAGUUUGUACUGCUGGCCUUUCUUUGUAGAUGUCGGAGGAGAAGUAUAUGAUCCAGAGAUGAAUUCAUGGGUCGAAAUGCCGACUGGCAUGGGCGAGGGUUAGCCUGCAAGGCAGGCAGGCACGAAAUUGAGUGUCACUGUAGAAGAGUUGUAUUCGUUGGAUCCUUCUAGUUCUCUUGAUAGUGCUAAGAUCAAGGUAUAUGAUCAACAAGAUGAUGCUUGGAAAGUCAUUACGGAAGAAGUUCCUAUUCGCGACUUUGCUGAUUCAGAGUCUCCCUAUUUACUUGCUAGCUUACUGGGCAAGCUUCAUGUUAUCACUAGAGAUGCAAAUAACAAUAUAUCGGUUAUGCAAGCAGAUGUCCAGAACAAUCUCAACCCCUUUCCAAUGGUUUCAUCAUCUUUAGCAGAAGAUUCUGUCUUCAAGGUGCAAUCAGAAAGAAAUCUUUGGAAGGUCAUAGCCACUAAGUGUGCGGGAUCUGCAGAGCUUGUAAGCUGUCUGGCCCUUGACAUUUGAGAAGGGAGUCGGUAAUUUUCUUAUUUUCGGCCACAUUAGUAUAUAUCUACAGCGUGCUAUUAACAUUCGAAUCACUGUAUGGUUUGAUUUAAAAUUUAUCUUCUUGUAAAGAUAGCAAGCAGAGAUAAUGAAGAAAUCUCGCUUUAGUUAUCUCCAUUGAAAAUGCAAAAUCAGUGUCAAGCUUUCACACUUA